CUAUCGUCCAAAUUCUGAUUUUGUUUAUUUCAGCCGUCUGCCGGAACCCAAAAUAAAUAAGAAGGGGCAUCUCAAGAUUUCUUUUGAAUACCAGGAUUUGUAUUAUAGGCAACGCAUUAUAGAUAUAGUGACUGUUUGACUUACAGUAUUAUUUAGCUAGAAUAUUGUAAAUUUCAGUUGUUCUCUAUUGAUUCGUAGGCGUAGGUUAUGUUUGCCGUAAAGGUUAUCCUAAAUGUUUAAAAAUCAAAAUCUUUAGUAAUUGAUAUCUUUCUUUCAGUCAAAUCAAAUACUAACAUCCCAUGAAAAUGUCUUUCCUAGUACAUGGUAAAAGCGUAAUUAUCAUUAUUUUUAUAAGCCAUUUAAUGUUUGAAGUCACCCCAGCUUCUCCGGCUCACAUUCAUAAACAUCAUUUGAGUAAGGAAAGAGAAGAAGAUGGAGCUUAUGUAGCAAGAGAUCAUAACCACAUAACUGAUGGAGAACAUCACAAAGAAUUCGAUCAUGAAGCAAUAAUAGGAAGUAUGAAAGAAGCAGAAGAGUUUGACCAUUUGUCUCCCGAGGAAUCUAAGAAACGUCUCCGAAUCCUACUCACAAAGAUGGAUCUCAACAAGAAUAACCAGAUCGAUCGUAAUGAGUUGCAUGCCUGGAUUCUGAGAUCAUUCUCAAUGCUGUCUGAGGAAGAAUCGGCUGAAAGAUUCGAAGAUGCCGACGAAAAUGAAGAUGGAAAAGUAACUUGGGAGGAGUACAAAGCUGACUCAUUCGGUGACGAGAAUGCUCUGAAUUCUGUUGAAGAUGGCGAUGAUGAGGUAGUAAAACAUGAUAAAGUCCUCUUCAAAGCAGCUGAUGUGAACAAGGAUGGAAUUCUAGACAAGAGAGAAUUCAUUUAUUUCACCCACCCUGAAGAGCAUCCUGAAAUGUUCCCUCAUAUUCUCCAAAAUACUUUGGAGGAUAAGGAUCAGGAUAAAAAUGGUGUAAUUGAUUUUCAGGAGUUCCUUGGAGAUAGAGCUAAGACUCAUGACAAAGAGUGGCUCGUUUCUGAAAAAGAGAAAUUUGAUGAGGAAUAUGAUAAGGACGGAAACGGUGUGCUGAACUCUUCGGAAAUUCUAUCAUGGGUUGUUCCCAGUAACGAUGAAAUAGCCACUGAGGAGGUGGAUCAUUUAUUUGCUUCAACUGAUGAUGACCAAGACAAUGUUUUGAGCUUUGAUGAAAUUCUAAUGAAUUACGAGAUUUUCGUUGGAAGCGAGGCUACUGACUAUGGAGAGCAUUUGCACAAUAUUCACGUAUUCCAAGAUGAGCUGUGAUCGCAUUACACCUCAAAUCAAGAUAUCAUCUUGAACCGUACUGUAAAGAAUUUCUACCAACCAAUUUAUUUAUUUAUUUUUGUUUUAGUGUUCGAGUGUGUGCAUGUGUCUAGAAUCAGUAACUACUAUUAAUCAGUAAAAUAGUAUUUUAUACUCUGAAAAGGAUUCAUAAAUGAUUUUUCUCGAAGAAAUAUUGAUCCGACAAUGUAAUGACAAAUAAUCGGUAAAACUGAAUUCUGUUAAGGAACUGAACUCUAACGCGUCGUCGAAGCAGAGUUUUUAAAAGACUGUUUUAUCGAUUAUUUCUUGUUAUAAGAAAUGGACGGUAAACGUUUCACUCCACCAAGAACUAUGCAAAAAUUUGAGGUGGUGGCACAUUUUGGUGGAGAAAAUUGUGAUUUAUUGUAACAAAAAAGCAACGGUUUCCAUGAGAAACAGAAAUGUAUCAUACAUCAAAUCAGGAAUUGUUUUCAAAUUCUUACUAGACCAAGAGUCUAGAACCAUAAAACAUAUGAGCUGCACCAUCAACUGUAGCUCAGUAUUACUGUAUUUCUACUAGUAGUAUUUAUAUAAGUGUAUCUUUGUAUUAAUACUGUAAAUUGUGUCUUGAAAUAUUCUUAUAAGCGUCAUUCACGGGCCAGACAACAUAAACAUUUCAACAAUAUAGAAAUACAAAUUUUAUUGUGCAGAACUUUCUUGGGCCUAUUUCACAAAGGUAUAAGUAUUGUUACCAACCAUGGUUACGAACAAGUUUACAAGUACUCACGUUUCACAAAAAUUCAUGAUCUACAAGUUUACAAUUCUGCUUUUGUGAAACGCUUGUAAUCAGCUCUUCUCCAAAACCAUGGUUGGCAACAAGACUUGUAACCUACUCGUAGCUUUGUGAAACAGGCCCCUGAUUUUACAGUUUCUUUUCUGUGUUGUUAAUGAGAGUGUGGUUGCAUAGAUUACUUCAACAAUUAUAAAGCACUAGUCAUUUUAUAUUAUAAAGUUCAAGAUUCACAUAAUCAAUAUGUAUGUGAUAUAAUUUUUUAUGGAAAAAUCUUCCUCCAUAACGAUUUAGAUGAACAUAAACUUACCGGCAAAUUAUACAAUAAUUGAAUUGCAAAAUGGACGUUUUCAGUAAUUGCUGUACCUGUUUAUUGAAAUUGAGAGUUACAGAGCUACUAACAGUAUUAAAAAUGUUCACAAUUUAGUUUCCUAGUUGUAAGCCAUUGCAUACUCCAAGUCCGUAGAGUAUGUGUGCGUAAAAAAUCCAUGAAUUCCAUGAUGAACGAUGAUUGGCAAAUUGAAGAAGAUAAGGUUUACUCCUUUGUAUUUCAAUAAUUAUGUUACAUCAUAAAAAUAAUUUUUCAGAGCAAUGCACUUCUACUUGACUAAAACCAGUGUUUUUAGAAUGUGCUUGACUUUAUUAACAAAGUUGGUGCAAAGUAAGGUUAAUUAUAUGGCAGGCUAUAUUACCUUGAGUGCAAAGGCCAGUACAAAAUAAAGAGAAAAUAUAUAUUUUACAAAAUGUGAAGUAUUAUUAAAUUCGUUAAUCUUUUUAGGCUCAUAGAAAUUCUUAGCGAUAAGAUUUUUUUAAAUUGUGACCAUAUACUUUUAUAUCACUUAUUUGGUUGUAUUCUUCCAUUUGAGUGUUAAACAUUAUUGUUUUUAUUACUAUUUCCAGUUACUCCUCUUGUAAUAUAAAUGAGUUAUAUUGUUCGCAUUGCUGGUCUCGAUUUAGAAAAAGUGUUGAUGUAUAACAUUUUUCUAUGUUAUUCACGGACAACGCAAGCCUUAUGUCCAAAAAUGUUUUUCUGAUACUAAGAAUCCAAAUUAUAGCCAAGUAUAAAUUUCUAUUAGAAUGUUUCAAUUAUUUUCCACUAUUGCGUUAAUACAAACAUUAAAAUCAAAAUGAGAUUGGCACAAUACUACUAUUUAAAAAGCUUUUUACUACUUUAUUACUCUAUUUUAAGCUAUUGCCUUAGUUUUAGAAUCUUACGUGGCAGAACUUUACCACUGUCUAACCUAUGUAUAAGAUAAUAUUAGAUUUACUCCACAUUUGAUUUAAGUCAAUAUAAUUAUCGUAUUUUCAUAUUUAUAAAGACUUGUCAUUGUUUGAAAAUACUACAAUCAAUUUGUAAUUAAAGAAUUGUAGAAAACAACUGAGAGAAACUGGUUUCAUGAAUAGAAUGAGUUAGCAUAAUAAAGCAUCAAGAUUUUUCAAACUCUGAUUAAGUUUCAUCAUCUUACUAAAUUUUACAAUAAUAUUCCGCAUCCCAACCAUUUAUUACAUUCUUCUACCAUUUUGUAAUGAAACAACAAUAAAAUUAUCUGAUUUUGUGCAUAAAUUUGUAUUCAUCAAUGUUGAGAAUUAAAAAUAUUUUCAAAAUGCAA
Molecule: messenger RNA, 3677 nt
Organism: Nilaparvata lugens (brown planthopper)
Lineage: Eukaryota; Metazoa; Arthropoda; Insecta; Hemiptera; Delphacidae
Product: reticulocalbin-2
Exons: 6
Coding region: 300-1298 (332 amino acids)
Cellular component (GO): endoplasmic reticulum
Molecular function (GO): calcium ion binding
Source: RefSeq, a predicted model, not a curated record